AUGGACAAGCCGCCGCCCAAAACAUGCUUGGAACAACUUCACACCGAAAAAACGGCCGAUGGGCGGCCAAUAUGGGCACCAAAACCAAAUCAAACACGGGAAUUUAACAAUGAAGAUCUUGCUUAUUUGGCGAAAAUCAAAGCUCUAACUCAGUUUUCGGAUAAAAUUCAAAAAGUAAGUUGUUAUACUUGGUUGUAUUGGUUUUUAGAAGAACAUGAAACUGCGGUACCGAUUGAACGCUGUUUCGAAGGAAAUUAAGUUGAUGAAAAGGAUAAAAAGGUCAGUUCUUGAAUUAUUUGUAUAGGAGAAAGAUUUUUACAAAGUUUUGUUCAAGUUGAGAUUGAAAUUGCUUGUUUUAGGUAACACUAUCAUUGUUUUUGCAAUUUUCGGGUUUAACUUUAUUUUUUAAUAUUACAUAGCACUAAGAAUUCUUACUAAGUAACAUAGCUUUGUUGGUAUUUUUUAGUAACUUUGAUUUGAAACUAGAACUAAUCGAAGCUAAUGUUGUAGUAGGUAACGAAACUUUAAAUUUUAGGUUUUUAUGUGAAAAGAUGUUAGAAAUGGAUGAAAAUAUACAUGACGAACGUAUAGACUUUGAUGAAAAUGAUAAUGAACAACAAAUCGACGAAACUAUAUCAGAAGUUGUUACGAUGGUAAUGCAGAAUCCGACUUUGGUGGAGAUGAACAUGAAGAAGAAAAAACUGGCUGAAUUGAAGCGCCGGGAACGUGAAGUAGGUUUUUAAUUAUUUUUGGACAGCUUGUACUUUUGUUGAUAUUUAUAACUGUUUUUUAUGAAUUUAUUUUGUACUUUUAGAGUUUGGCAGCGACUGUAAUGAACCUAGAAGAAGAUGAUGUAGACAAGUCUCGUCAACACAUCAUUUCAAUAAUUGAGAGUGUGGCAAGUGAAGGUAUACAUGAAGAAAAGAGAAAGAUAAAGGUGCCCAAGUCGGUGGUUUCUAUUCCAGCACCACAGAAACCUACUACGAGCUAUGUAAGUUGUUUUAGGUAACAGUCAAUGGAAUUUUGAACAUUAUUUGAAUUUUUAAGUUAGUAACAUUAGGUUAAGGUCUUAAAUGAAUGGUUUUUAAAUUUCAGAAUUCAAAAGAGUUGGAAGAACGUCUGGAAAAGCCUCCAGGUGUGUUUCGUCUGAACUACAAUGGCUUCAAGGAUAUUGAUGGACCUCAGAACUAUGAUGCCCUAUCCACACCAUUAAGAGAAGUCCUAAAGAUAGCUCAAGGAAGAAAGCCGGAUCAUGGGGGAGUAACAGAUGCUUGGCUGGCUUUGAUACAGACUUCUUCCAUGUCACCUAAAACUUCUUCUUUAUCUUCACCUACUACAGCUAGGAGUAGAUUGUCUACAUUCACCUCGAUCUCAUCCACAACACCUUCAGAACAGACAAUGGAGGUGGAUGUACAUAAGAAAUAA
Molecule: messenger RNA, 1425 nt
Organism: Bursaphelenchus okinawaensis
Lineage: Eukaryota; Metazoa; Nematoda; Chromadorea; Rhabditida; Aphelenchoididae
Source: the annotation of a GenBank genome assembly